AAAAACAAACACAUCACACAUGUGAAACAAGUGAUUUUGUAACAUUGUCCCACAAUGUUUCAUCAAACACACUUGACCCCAAAUAUGUGAGAGAGUGUGGUGCUUGCUUAAUUUUAGUAAACAAUCUCAAACAUAAAUACAGAAUCUAGGAGUAAAUCACUGUAAACCAAGCAUUCAGAUCUUUGCAACAUUUCAAAUGCAUGUAACUUUAGAAAAUCAAAUGGGACAAGUCUUUAUUUAAACUGCAAGACUGUAUUGCCAUUAGCCUGUGUCUUUAAUAAAUUCAAGCGGUGUCUCUUUCUUGAUUGUUUAUGAUGUUUACCUAUGCAUUUAGUAUCAUUUAUUACAUCCAGGUUGCUGGUCAUACUCCCAAGACAAAGAGCAGUCAUUACAGUAUUUUUCUAGUACUCGAGUAGUAAUAAUUCAGAAAUUCAUUUUAUUAAUUUGAAAUUUCACUGUCACUCAAUGUGUGCACUUGAUGAAUUGCUUUCACUGAUUAGCUUGUAAGAUAAUGAAGAGGGCUGUUAAUUGAAGGGGUUUUGAGUUUGAAGCUUGUGGUGGGUGAGGAGAAAGAGGGGUAAUUUAAAAUGCCUACAAUGUGGUUUUCUUUGAAGAGAUCUUUGCACUGUAAAUCAGAAGCAUCAGAGGUUCAUGAUCCAAAAACCAAGAAACAGCUGAGCAACAUCUUGACUAGAAAAUCCAGGAGGUCAGGCUGUUCUAGGUCUAUUGCAAAUCUCAAAGAUGUGAUUCAUGGGAGUAAAAGGCACUGGGAGACUCCUGUUAAUUGUAGUCCAAGAUCUAUUGGUAGCAGUGAGUUCUUGAACCCAAUUACACAUGAAGUCAUUUUGAGUAAUUCAAAGACUGAGCUUCAUAUUAGUGGUUUUGGUGGGGGGUUUCAAGAAGAUGGCGGCGGUGUCAGCAGUGGUAAUUCAACUUAUGUGGGUACUUUGAGGCCAGGUACACCAGGCCCUGGAGGCCAUCCUGCAAUGCACUAUUUUAACUCUUCAACUAAAAACCCUGCUGCAACUCCUCCAAGAAAGUCUGCACUUUUGACAGAAAGGGAAGGGACUCGAUUUGGGGGGGUAUCUAAUUCGAGGGGAGGAAAUGGAAUUCCUUCGGAAGCUAGACUGACUGUUGAGGCAGGCGAUGAUGGGUCUUCUUGCUCGGUCACAUGCCAUAAAUGUGGAGAGCAGUUUGGAAAAAUGGAAGCUCUUGAAGCUCAUCAUCUCUCCAAGCACGCAGUUACUGAGCUCGUAGAGGGUGACUCAUCCAGGAAAAUUGUUGAAAUAAUUUGCCGCUCAAGCUGGUUAAAAUCAGAAAACCAUUGUGGACGAAUUGAGAAGGUAUUUAAAGUUCAUAACAUGCAAAAGAUGUUGGCUCGAUUCGAAGAAUACAGGGAGAUGGUGAAGCUCAAGGCUAGCAAACUCCAAAAGAAACAUCCCCGUUGUCUUGCAGACGGUAAUGAACUAUUGAGGUUUUAUGGAACAACUGUGUCUUGCUCCCUCGGCAUAAAUGGUUGCUGCAGCCUUUGUUUAUCUGACAAAUGCUGUGUUUGUCGAAUAAUAAGAAACGGGUCGUCUAACAAAAAAGAACUUAAGGGUGGUAUAGGAGUUUUCACAACUUCCACAAGUCAGAAAGCUUUAGAAUCAAUAGAAAUGGAUGAAAAUGAUCACACCAUGAGAAAAGUUCUAAUAGUUUGCAGAGUUAUAGCAGGGAGAGUACAUCGACCUCUGGAAAACAUACAAGAAAUGGCUGGUCAGUCGGGAUUUGAUUCGUUGGCUGGGAAGAUUGGUCUCCAUGCUAACAUUGAGGAGCUUUAUCUGCUAAAUCCCAGAGCUCUUCUUCCCUGUUUUGUGGUAAUCUGUAAACCCUGAAAUUUUUGAAAAAUUGUUGUGAGAUCUCUAAAUGCAUCUUUAAAGUUCUUUUAAACAUUUAUUGAUUAUUCUAGUUAGCUGCUGUUGUGGAUGAGCUUCUUUAUGCAGUUCCACACUUGACACUCCCACUAGGUCCUGCUAAUUUAUUUUUUCUAUUUUUUAA
Messenger RNA from Daucus carota subsp. sativus, 2037 nucleotides. RefSeq lists its product as uncharacterized. Bases 588 to 1874 code for a protein of 428 amino acids. Lineage: Eukaryota; Viridiplantae; Streptophyta; Magnoliopsida; Apiales; Apiaceae. The record is from RefSeq and is a predicted model, not a curated record. The transcript is spliced from 3 exons.